ACAGGAGCAAGUUGUGGGAUCAAGAGGUGGCGCUCGUUAUCAGACCUGACGUGAAUGGGCCUUGAUUUCACAGAAAAGGAUUAUCAUUUUACAUUUAUGGCCGAAUUUGAUACGUAUAAUGCUCUCAGGAACAGUUGUAUUAUCUGCGACCUAGAUAAUUUCAUCUAGAGCAGGAAUCGAAAACAGGACACUGCUCCUGCAAAUGCAACCGGCAGGCUUGACAGACACAGUUUUCUGACUGAGCACCGCUCCCGAUCCCGUUACUCAGCGAGAGGCGCGCUUGUCAACCGAAUAGCACGGGACUGGACUGGUACAGAGGAGCUCGUGGGUCGUAGAAUUGGAAGGAGCUAACUUCAUAUCGUCCUUGGCUAAGUUAAUCAACAUUUUAGAAAGGAAAGGGAUUGUGUUUUUGGAAACAUGGCGACUAAAAGAGCAUGGAAGCUACAGGAGCUGGUCGCUCAUAGCGGCAAUGUUAACUGCCUGGCUCUUGGGCCCAGAAGUGGCCGGGUAAUGGUGACUGGUGGUGAUGAUAAGAAGGUCAAUCUAUGGGCUGUUGGCAAACAGAACUGUAUCAUUAGUCUGUCAGGUCAUACAUCAUCGGUUGAAAGUGUGAAAUUCAACGACAGUGAGGAAUUGGUGGUUGCUGGUUCGCAGUCUGGCACAAUGAAGAUAUAUGAUCUAGAAAAAGCAAAAGGUGUAAGAACAUUGACUGGUCAUAGAAAUAGUAUUAAAUGCAUAGACUUUCAUCCAUACGGCGAGUUUGUGGCGUCAGGUUCUAUAGAUACAAAUGUCAAGCUAUGGGAUGUGAGAAGAGGAGGAUGUAUCUAUACGUACAAGGGUCAUUCAGACCAGGUCAACAUGAUCAAGUUCAGUCCAGAUGGAAAAUGGCUUGUCACAGCAAGUGAAGAUAAAACGAUAAAGCUUUGGGACCUGACUAUGGGUAAACUAUUCCAAGAAUUCAAGAACCAUACAGGAGGUGUUACUGGUAUAGAAUUUCAUCCCAAUGAAUUUCUCUUAGCCUCUGGCAGUGCAGACAGGACAGUUCAGUUCUGGGAUUUAGAAACCUUUCAACUUGUCAGUUCAACCAGCGCAGGUGCAAGUGCUGUUAGAACAAUAUCAUUCCAUCCUGAUGGUUCCUACCUAUUCUGUGGCAGUCAAGACAUGCUUCAUGCAUUUGGCUGGGAACCAAUCAGAUGCUUCGAUACAUUCUCCAUGGGCUGGGGCAAGGUAGCAGACACCAUCAUUGCAUCGACCCAGCUCAUUGGUGCAUCGUUCAAUGCCACCAAUGUGUCCGUCUAUGUGGCAGAUCUUUCGAGAAUGAGUACUACCGGUCUAGCCCAAGAGCCCCUGAGUCAACCCAGUAAGGCACCUUCUGCCAAAGAGGAGGUCCCAUCUAAGCCUCUCACAGCUAGCGGAAGAAAGAACUUUGUCAGAGAAAGACCUCACACUACAUCCAGCAAACAAAGACAACCUGACAUGAAGUCGGAACCUGAAAGGCAAUCUCCCACACAAGAUGAAGGUGGCGUUAAGGAUGAUGAUGCAACAGACAUCAAAGAUCCAGACAGCUAUGCAAAGAUAUUCAGCGGAAAAUCGAGAGUUGACCGAUCACCGGAGAGAAGUGCACAACCCUUCCCUGCACCUUUAGACGUCCCUGGUGCGCAGGAGCCUCAACCUGUCAAACACCAACCCCAACCAACAGCAGCAGCAGUGGCGCCUGCCAGCAGAGCCCCUGCACCAUCAGCCAAUGAUUGGCAACCAGCCCAUGCAAAUGCAGCCCCCACGAGAGUACCUGCUGCCACUAAGCCUGUACCAGCACAAGAGGUUGCUCCUUCAAGCAAACCUGACCCUGCAUCCACCAUCAUCCCUUCAGACAGAAACAAGCCAGCCAACUUAGAUAUGAACGCAUUCCUACCGCCUGCCAAUGCAAACAAAGCACCUGAUGUAAAUGCACCAUCGUCGAGGAAGCCGAGUGACACUGAGCGGAUGGAGGGCCUGAAGAAUGGGCACAAGUCUAUGUGCCAAGUUCUUUCAAGUAGACAUCGGAAUCUAGACAUCAUACGAGCUAUCUGGUCUGAAGGAGAUACGAAGACGUCUGUGCAGUCGGCUGUGAAUAUGAAAGACCAAGCAAUACUCGUAGACAUUCUAAAUAUUAUGCUUCUUAAAAAGUCAUUAUGGAACUUAGAUAUGUGUGUUGUUACUCUACCAAGUCUCAAGGAUCUCCUAUCCAGCAAAUAUGAGAACUAUGUCCACACAUCUUGUGCCUGCCUGAAGCUGAUCUUGAGGAACUUCACCGGUCUUAUCAACCAGAAUAUCAAAUGCCCACCGUCUGGUAUAGACAUCACCAGGGAAGAAAGGUAUAACAAGUGCAGUAAGUGUUACAACUACCUUAUCGCCACACGGGGCUAUGUGGAGGACAAGCAGCACGUCUCGGGCAAGUUGGGCAGCACAUUCAGGGAACUCCACCUCCUACUAGCCCAACUAGAAUAGGGACAGGGGCCUCCAUCUUUCCUGACAAGUUUGUGUGUGUUUAAUUGACAAACUAAGGUAGUCUUCGUCAAUAGUAGCUCUGUCUUUAACUUGAUCAGGGCCAUGUUGCAUAAGAGAUACAAGUUUAUGGCAAACCAUGUACAAAAAUGUCAUUAUUGAUUGCUGAUAUUGAUUGUAUCUAUUGAUGUUACACCCGCCUGGAGGAGUUGGCAAAAUCAAAGCCUUGGCAGAUAGAAGAACGAACCUCUAUAUUGUUUUGAUGAUAAGAUGCGUCUAUCCCCUAAUCAUGUGGUUUAGGGGAGAUUGCGAGGGUUGUGAUACCCAAAGUCCUUUGGAAGCAUAUAGAGACGUAUGCUUUUCAUUCAAAUACAUGUUUCUUCUCUUCCACUUUCACAAAAUAUUGUUUUUCAAUAUGAAUUAUACAAAAUCAUCCUAAAAGAGGAUAAAUAUAUAACAGAUUGCAAUACAAAGUCCAGGUUAUUAUUAUUAUUAUGCAUUAUUUACACCUUUCAUUAAUGUUGGACUGUAUGGCAGAAUGUGGAAUCAUAGGAAAAACUAAUCCCAAAACAGAUGUAAGGGUGUACAUGUUUCACGCUUUAACCUGUGGACUACCAGGUAUUCUUGAAUAAAUGAAAGUAUCGCUUGGAACCGCUUAGCAAUGGGUUAAGUAGGAUACUGCUAUCCUGCAACAAUGAUGGGAGAGUUUAAGCACUUCAUCUUCAUCACUCAUCCUCCGUAUCUAACCCAAAGAGAUGGGAACACAACUGUGCAUCACAGAGAUACCAACCAGUUGAUUGACGACAUAUAUUAACACGUAGAGAUCAUAUUGGUAUCAAUUUCCAUGCAAACGAUGAGAAGCUAGAAAGUCUUUGAAUAUUGUGUGCAUGUUUGCACCUAAGCAUGACCUUCGGUUACACUUAUAUCAUUGAGAAAAAAAAGACCUCUAUUUAUCAUGAAAAUAUGGGAGUGGGUUUCACUUACACUGAUAAAAUUGCUAGGGGUCAGUGAGAUGCAAGGUUUAUAGUUAGUAGAAUUUAAUGCUCCAAUUGGCUCUACCAUUUAAGCCGUCUAUUGCAGCUCAUUUGAGUCUAUUAAACGUAGGUACCUUUUAAAUGAAGAGAAUGAUUUAUUACAACUUUAAUUUAUGAUAACUUUGUGCCAUGAUGAUAUCUACCGUGGUAAUGGGACUCGCCAACUAAUCAAAAUCAAGGGUGUCUGUGGGGUAGAUAACAUAUUGGCUUUAUUUCCAUGAUCAUAAAGUGUUUAUUAAAUAAAUGGAACCCAGAGCCGUGCGACACAAAGCUUUGUACUUGAUCAUACUGUUCAUGUUAAUGCUUGAUUAAAUAGAUCAUUAUGUGUGAUCACAUGGACUAAUCAACUUUAUUAUCAACUGUUAUUAAAGCUUUGUGUUUGGGGCUGUAGGUCUAGAUAUUUCUGAAAGCAUACAGAGAUCAUCUCCUAUCGUAAAAGACUUUGCCAUCUCUGGCUCCUUAAAUGAAGAUCUUGUUGUUUACAAUGCUCAUGCUGACUCGGCUCUGAUUAAGAUCUUGUACAGAUUCAGAAAAUCUUUAGGUUUAGCCUUAGGAUAAACCUACUGCAAUCAAGUCUUGUCGGGUCCCGGGGUUGUGGUGUAGUCGCUAUAAAAUUUUAUGAUUAUUUGGCAUUGGUUAUAAAGAUAUUGUACAGAUGCAGAAAAUCUUUAUGAUUAGUAUUACUCCACUCUAAUUGUUAUGUUGUUUUUGAAAGAUUUAAUAAUGACUUGGUUUUGAAUUAGAUCUUGUAAAGAUUUAAAAAAAUCUAAGCAUUUAGUAUCAAUAUAAAAACUUUGAACUUUAUUGAAAGAACGCCUUUUGGCCCCGUUGGAGCAAAUAAAGGCUAAAACAUAUUACAUGUAUAUAAAGGUUUAACAAUAACAUAUUUACAAUUAUUAUACAGGAUAUAACACAUAUACAGGUGCCAUUAAUUCAUGGACAGUGAUUUGCAAACGUAACAGCUGGCAGAAGGGAAAGUUUGUAAAAAUUAUAUCACUGAGAUGAAAAGUUAUUCCUAAAUGCGUACAGAAUAAUUGAUACAAAAAUAAAACAGAAUUUUAAUGUUUGAAAUCCUAAUUAUAAGAAGUUGUUUCCUUUAUGUAGCUAUGUUAAUCGUUUUCUUUUUUAAAAUUAACAAUCAGGACUUUUUUAAUUAACCCCACCCGAAGUAUAAAUUAUUCCUAUCCGCCACGUGUUAUUAAUGCUCUAGCCUCUUGCAGCUGCUAGGUUGUUUUUUUUAUUAUGAUCCAGAGCGAAGCGAAUGAUACUCUAACUUGCCAAGCAGCUGAGCUGAAUUAUGUAUUCGCGAGACGCAAUUUCCUGAUGAAUAAAUAAGACCUCUUGAAUAGUAAAAAAUAACAUCGCAAUUGGACCAUGAAUACAUAUGACCUCUUGAAUAGUUAACAAUAACAUCGCAAUUGGACCAAUGAAAUGUCAAUGAUGUUUUGUUUCAAGCUUCAAAUAGUCCUUCACUUGGCUGGAGAUAUAUUUGGUGAAAUUCAUCUCAGGAGUCUGCUCGCCAGCCCUAACUUGCUUUACAAGUUCGUGUAUCCCUCGAUUGUGGAUCGCAAUCAACAAAAACAUCCUGCUGCCAGGGUGUUGACAAGAGAUUAACAUAAAUGCUCAUGUUGACCUUGCUGUGAUGAAGAUCUUGUACAGAUUCAAAAAUCUUAAGCUUCAUUAAAAAAUAUACUGGCAAUCAGGACUUGCGCUCUGAUUGAACCUCAAAAAAUCAUUUAAGAAGUUGUUUGUAUCAGUCAUACUGUGCUAUCGAUGCCCUUGUUGACGACAGUAAGAUAGACUUUGUAGAGAUUUAGCCAAUUACUGCUUCAAGCUAGGACGAAAGUCCAAUAAAAUAAAAUAAAAUAUGUUUUCUUUUGUAUGUCAUGUACUUGUGGGGCUUGCCCACCUGUUGUUUUCUUGGAUGAUAUAACUUGGUUAACUUGGUUUGUAUAAUCAUAACCAUAACCAUAACCAUGGUUUAAGUAUUAGAAAAAUAACUGCAUGACUGUUUAAUGCUUAAAAGUAAGCAACCAUAGGGACAGAUGGCUUUAAUCAUCCCCUUAACACAGAUAAAUGCCAUACCAAUUAGCCGUCUAUUGAAGCUCAAUAUCAAUUGUGUAUUCAUAACUUAGAACUAGUUUACUGAAAUUAGCAUGUGUACAGGUUUGUCAUUGAAAAAUUUAUUAAAAUUUUCAAUCACUCAUAUUCAAGCUAAUGAUGGACUCAAACUUUCUCAUUUUACACCAAAAGUUUUAGGCACUUUUUCUUUUAAGUCCCAGUAUUCGAACGGUGGACUAGUUAUUAGUUGUUAAGAUAUAUAGUAAAAUUCAUUUAUGCCUGUAUUAUACGACAAUAGAAUUUAAUAAUUAAGACAAGUUUUUCUAUCUAGUAAAGUGUAGGAAAAGAAUUUCUUGAGUUGUAUUAAAAUUAUGGUACUCUGUCAAAAGUCAUAUCGACGGCUUUGCUGCAUAUAGCAUUUCAUAGCGACCCUGCUAAUCCCCCGUUAUUUCAAAGGUGCAGACAUGGAAGCUUUUGAAGGAAAAAUAAUGCAAAGCAGGAUUCCUGUAAAUGCUAAAGUUUCACACUAACCAAACCUCUGAUGAUAUGACAUUUGAAAUGAUAAUGUGAUAAUGUUGAUUGGUCAGGAGUGGGUUCCGUUGAAAUGACUGUAGCUGCAGCUCAACAGAGACUUCAAUGCCUUCUGAUCGUACUACCCACCUUCUACUUAAAGCAUGUACUUAAGUGAAAUAAGAAAUCAUUCCUUUUCAUGUAUUAAAAUCCCUCUUCAGCAUUGAUUGUAAAAGAUUCCUGAUAAAGUUAUGUUAACUUUUCUUUUUAUAGUAAGCGGCGUAGUCCAUGUUUCAUGGGAUGAAGUGUGGCGGUUGUUUCUCUUGUCUCUCGAGUCCUGCCAGUUAGUAGUAGUAGUAUAGUUUACAUAAUUGUACCAAAUCAGACAUGAGUGUAUUAAAUACACCAAGCAGUUGCAGUGAGCAACCGUCAAUAAUUUUGACAAGAAAUUGUAAUGAGAAGGGAAAUAAUCAUAGUAAGUUCUGUCUGCGCUACUAUGUCUGGCUUGUCUUAUGCUACCCAAGCAUAAUGAAAUAUUGAAAACUUGAAAUAACAAAAAUAAUUGUGGGGGGGGGGGGGGAAUAUACCAGUUCACACACACACACACACACACACACACACACCCUCUUACACCUUAUAAGAUAUAUUGAUAUAUCAGACCGAAGGCUUCAAGUGAUUUAGUUCACACUUUUGUCCCAUGCUUAAAUGACCCCAAACUAAUAUAUAACAAUUUCUGAUUAUUUCACUUGAUUAACUGAAAUCUCAUAUGUGAAACUGAAUAAAGGGAAGCUUCAUCA
Messenger RNA from Lytechinus pictus (painted urchin), 6886 nucleotides. Its product is annotated as katanin p80 WD40 repeat-containing subunit B1. Bases 418 to 2487 code for a protein of 689 amino acids. Gene Ontology annotation, biological process: microtubule severing; microtubule depolymerization. Lineage: Eukaryota; Metazoa; Echinodermata; Echinoidea; Temnopleuroida; Toxopneustidae. Gene Ontology annotation, cellular component: katanin complex. The record is from RefSeq and is a predicted model, not a curated record. Gene Ontology annotation, molecular function: microtubule binding. The transcript has 17 exons.